GUUGGGACGCGGGUGAGGUCGCCAGAGGCGGUGCCAGCGGCGCUCGCCGGUCGGCCGUCGGCACCGACGCGUGAGAUGGCGGAGGUGGUGCUGCGAAUUGUGAUCCUCUGGCUGUGCGCGGUUGGAGCCAGUGCGCAGUUCAUCUACAGGCAGGAUCGAUUAGGAACGCUCCGCACAUUCCAAGUAGCGUCCUGCGACGGCGACGAGCUGAGGCUCGAGUGUCCGCCCGACACGACCGUCUCCAUCAACCUGGUGCAGUACGGCCGGCUGGCCUCCAAGCCCGACCUCUGCGGCCAUCCGCGAGACAUGGAGUGGGUCAACAACACCGACUGCAUGGACAGGAAUGCGCUCAAGGUGGUGAUUGCCGAGUGCGGAGGCAAGCAGAGCUGUCGUUUGCAGACGUCGCCCAAAGCGUUCGGCGUCGACCCCUGCCCGGGCAUCAGGAAGUUCGUCGAAGUGCUCUACAAGUGCCAGCCGAGCCUGUUCCGGAGUGAGGUGGUGUGCCAGGGCGAGAGGCGGAAGAUCAGCUGCGACCGGAGCAGGAUCGCCAUCUACUCGGCCAGCUUCGGCGUCACCGAGCACGGCAGCAUACAGUGCCUGCAGGCCCCGGGCGUCAAGAUCACAAACUGCCAGGCGAGCUUCACCUCGGAGAAGAUGAUCAACCAGUGCCAGGGCAGGGAGAGCUGCGAGCUGAACGCAGACCCAGCCUUCUUCAACCGACCCUGCCCGGCCGACCACAACACGUACCUCAAGGUCACCUACACCUGCGUUCCAAAGAAAAUUCUUCGAGAACAGUACGACCAAGAGGAUGAGGAGGCGCGACAGAACGCUACGGAAGUUCCUCCGGCCGACCGUCACUUACCAUCUGGGAAGGACGCACCAAGCACGCCACGCAGCGGCAAAACCGGGCGCGGCCGCGGCGCCCCCCACUACGACGGCGUGCAGGGGGACACCAGCUCCAGGCCAGCGCGGCCGGCCGCGUCGCCGCCGCCGCCGCUGCCGCCGCCGCUGGCCGAGGAAGACUGUAACGAUACAGAGCCGAUGACGGCUGGGCAACGACACGUGAUUGGGUUUAUCACCGAGUGGAUCACGGCCUACCGAUUCGUGUCAGGUCUGUCAGAGUCUAUCUGA
This is a messenger RNA of Pollicipes pollicipes, 1131 nucleotides long. Its product is annotated as L-rhamnose-binding lectin CSL3. The transcript has 8 exons. Gene Ontology annotation, molecular function: carbohydrate binding. Bases 76 to 1131 code for a protein of 351 amino acids. The record is from RefSeq and is a predicted model, not a curated record. NCBI's taxonomy places the organism in Eukaryota, Metazoa, Arthropoda, Thecostraca, Pollicipedomorpha, Pollicipedidae.